Closterium sp. Naga37s-1 is the source of this 2730-nucleotide messenger RNA. Lineage: Eukaryota; Viridiplantae; Streptophyta; Zygnematophyceae; Desmidiales; Closteriaceae. The record is from the annotation of a GenBank genome assembly.
AUGUACUCGACGUCGUUCGAUCCCUGUACUCCCCCUCCGCCCCCCUCUCCUUUCCUCAUGGAUCCGCGGAACGAUCCUCGUGUGGCAAGCAAUGGCGAUUUGGAUUCCUCAUGGAUUCUUCUGCGGAUGCGCGCCUACUCUCACUCACCUCCUCACGCGCUAUCCAGCUCCCUCUUCCCUCCCCCACCCCCUUCUCCCUCCGCUAGAACACCUGAUUCCCCCAUUCACUCCCGCUCCCCCCUUCUCCCCCUCUUCCCCCCUCCCCCUGCUCCUUCCUCCGCGUCGUCCCCCCAGCCGCGGCGCCAUCCGCGCGGUACUCGCCAUCGGGAAUUGCCUGAGCUGAGCAAAGCGCGCCUCCACCUGGCUCCCCCUGUUCCCCUUUCCCGCUCUCCUCCGUCAGCCGCGGCGCCAUCCGCGCGGUACCUGGCCGUGAGUCGCAGGCCGCCAUCCGCGGCGCCAUGCGCGCGGUACCUGGCCGUGGGGAAUCUCUGGGAGCAGCUGAGCAAGGCGCGCCUCCACCUGGCGGAAGCCAUGGCUCUCGCGCGCCACUGGGGGCGCACGCUCGUGCUGCCACGUGUGCACAGCAACCGCAUCGGCGGCAACAACCCGCCACGUGGCAUGCUCCCCGCGUGCGCGUAUUUUGACACGGUGCUGAUGGGGCGGUUCGUGCCGUGGGUGCGUGAGGAGUAUCUCUGGCGGACAGUAGUGCCCGCUUGGGAGGGGCAAGGGGGAGCGGGCGCGGAGGAGGCGGAGGGGGACGCGGGGAAACGGGGAGGAGGAGGAGAAGGAGGCGGAGGGGGAGAAGGGAGAGGAGGGCGCGGAGGCGAGUUGAGGGGACACAUCCCAUUGCACCAGAUGCAACACAUCCCGCAACGCCCCCAAACCCCUCUCCCUCUGCUACCCCUCUCCCGCACUUCUCCCCCCCCUCUUACCGCCUCGGUGCCAAAAACGAAGCUUCCAUUUCCCUCCUCCCCGCACCUACCCUCCUCCUGGAACUCAUCUCUCUACGCCCUGGCCUUCUCGCCCUCCUCGCCCCUCUACUGCACCACGAGCUGUGACGACCGCGCGUGGCUGCGCUGGGUGCCCCCGCGAGCAGACCACCUGCGCUUGCCCGAGGAGCUGGCCGCGGAGCAAGCGAAGCAGCACCUAGCAUACGCCCCCCACCUGCACCGACUAGCCUCCUCCUUCGCAGCCCAGCACCUGGGCGGAAGGCGGUACGUGGCAGCGCACUGGCGGAUGGAGAAGGCGAUGAUGAGCCACCGGUCGCCCGUGCAGAUGCACCUCAGCUGUCCCCCUCGUUCCCUCUUCCGUCCCUCGCCCACUCUCCUCUCUGUCGACCGUGCCCCGGUCCCACCCGUGCCAACCUAUCACCCCUCCCAUCCCUCUCAGGAGCUCUAUGCCCUGCUCAAGCCCACUCGGCUCGAGUCAUUUCUCCCCGGUUUAAGAGAGGCGGAUCUUGGGGUGCAGCCAAUUGUUCCUCCCUCCCCCUCCCGUGCCUGUUCCCCACUCCCACGCACAUGCGCCCCUCGCCGUCUUCCCACCCCCGUGGCUAAUCUCAAUCCCCGCCCUCCAUUUUCAGGACCUUGCCAUAUUGGACAAGCUGCUGUGCAUAAAGGCGACAGUGUUCCUGCCAUAUUGGACAAGCUGCUGUGCAUGAAGGCAGCAGUGUUCCUGUACCUGCCACUCAACUGCAGAAACUCAUAUUCCCAUGUAUGCCCCUUCUUCCUUCCUCUUCCCUCCCGCCCCCUCACACCCCACCAGGCCAUAUUGGGCAAGCUGCUGUGCAUAAAGGCGACAGUGUUCCUGUACCCGCCAGUCAGCUGCAGGAACUAUGCGCCCACAGGGAGUGGCUCCGCAGUUGCAGAUGAGAUCUGCUGGUGGCGCGAGCGCCUAGCGCAGCAGCGGAAUGUGAGCAGGGGAGGGGAAGGUCGGACUGGUACUGUUGCUGGAAAUUCGAUAUUAUUCUCCAUUCUCCUUUUCCGGACUCUCGCCAUGGCGGAGAAAGCGUCAGACAUCCCAGCAGAGAGCGCAGCGGCGGGGAACAGUGGGCAGAAACGGAAGGCGGAGAUUGGGGCGGGCGGAAGCGAUCGGAUCGACGGGGGAGGCGCGCAGGAGGCGAAGAGGCGAGACAAGGGGAAGGCAGUGGCGGCGGCGGACGCCAAGGGGAAGGGCAAGGCGGAGAGCGAGCGGCCCUCGCGCGCGCGCGGUAGCGAUUCUAGCGGCGGCGGCGGCGGCGGAAGCAGCAGCGAUGAUGGGAGCGACGGCGCCGCCGUGGCUGCUGUGAGGGCUUCGCGGGAUUGGCGCGCGGGGGAGGGGGAGGGGUCGCAAGGCGCGCGCGAGGGUGCGGAGGCGGAAGCGGAAGGUGAUGCGGGGGAAGGCGCGGACGUGCGGAUAGUGGCGGAGCCGUGGGGGACAGUGGACCUGGAUAAUAUCGUGGCGAGCAGGACUCGCAGUGGCAGGGAGUCUAGGCGCACUGGCGUGAGGAUAGCGGAGGGCGGCGAUGGUGGCGGCGGUGGUGGUGAUGCUGCUGCGGCGGCCGCUGCGUUGGUGGGCAGUGCAGGCGGUGGGAGUCAAGCGGGAAAGGAAACGGAGGGGGCAGAUGCAGAGGAAGAGGAUGAGGAUGAAGAGGAUGAGGAGUUUGAGGUAGAGGAGGAGGAGGAGGAGGACGAUGAGGAUGAUGACGAAGAUGAAUCAGACGAGGAAGAUGAGGAUGAGGAAGAGGAGGGGUAG